AUGACUAGUGCCGCCUUCACGCUCAACCCGUCGCAGCUGCAUUACCUCUCGACUGCCCGCCCAUUCUACUACUCUCCGCGCUCGGAGUUGAUCUCAUGGGCUCCGGACCACUACGUCGCGCUUGCUGCGCCAGUUGUCACUUACUGGGUUGCCUCACUUUUUUUCCACUUCCUUGACAUCUCCGAAUGGAGGUGGCUCGAUAGGUACCGCAUCCACGAGUCCGCUGAGGUCAAGUCGCGCAACCUCGUCACCCGCUGGCAAGUUGUGCGCGCAGUGUUGUUGCAGCAGAUCGUGCAGUCAAUCCUCGGCUACUUUUGGAUGGAAGAGGCCGUGGCGGGUGCAGGCGUCGACCACCUCGGCAACAUGCUGCGCCUGGGGCCCGCAUUGACACGGGUCAUGACAUUGACGCUGGGCAGCAAGACUGGAGGGCGGCUGCUAGACAAGGACGGGGCGCUUCUGCUGUACACGCUCUACUGGUGGGGCAUCCCAGCUGGCCGCUUCAUGUUUGGCACAUUCAUCAUCGACACCUGGCAGUACUUCCUACACCGCGGGAUGCAUAUGAACACCUGGCUGUACAAGCAAUUCCACUCGGUGCAUCACCGCCUGUAUGUCCCGUACGCGUUCGGCGCACUCUACAACCAUCCGCUGGAAGGUUUUCUGCUUGACACCCUCAGCGGUGCUAUUGCAGAAGCGGCUGCGGGUAUGUCAACGCGCGAGGCGGUUGUACUCUUCUCGAUCUCGACGUUGAAGACCGUCGACGACCACUGUGGAUACAGACUACCCUUUGACCCGCUCCAGUUCCUGACGAGCAACAACGCCGACUAUCACGACAUCCACCAUCAGCGCAUCGGCAUCAAAUCAAAUUUCGCACAGCCCUUCUACGUGCAUUGGGACGCCCUCCUCGGGACACGCAUGACGCGCAGAGACAUGGAACUUCGCAGGGAAAAACAGAAGAAGGCGCAGUAGCUGCACCCUCCCUCGUUCACGAACAAAUAGAUGAAUGUGAAUUGUUUGGUUAUGCAUAUCUCCAGUGUUUGUAGUGUAAUAGUCAUGACUCCAUAAUGCCUGUGCCACUGUGAUAGGAUACUA
Messenger RNA from Postia placenta MAD-698-R-SB12, 1089 nucleotides. RefSeq lists its product as hypothetical. NCBI's taxonomy places the organism in Eukaryota, Fungi, Basidiomycota, Agaricomycetes, Polyporales, Adustoporiaceae. The transcript is spliced from 3 exons. Gene Ontology annotation, biological process: lipid biosynthetic process. The coding region runs from base 1 to 966 and encodes 321 amino acids. Gene Ontology annotation, molecular function: oxidoreductase activity; iron ion binding. The record is from RefSeq and is a predicted model, not a curated record.